Messenger RNA from Zeugodacus cucurbitae (melon fly), 3278 nucleotides. Its product is annotated as LIM and SH3 domain protein Lasp. The record is from RefSeq and is a predicted model, not a curated record. NCBI's taxonomy places the organism in Eukaryota, Metazoa, Arthropoda, Insecta, Diptera, Tephritidae. Gene Ontology annotation, cellular component: focal adhesion. The coding region runs from base 870 to 3146 and encodes 758 amino acids. The transcript has 7 exons. Gene Ontology annotation, molecular function: actin filament binding.
UGUUUUUAAUUUUGCUUUUAUUCAGUCUUUCUCUUGCGCUGGUAGUGAACUUGUAAUUUUAUAUUUAUCGCGUAACAGUUACAUACCGUUUAUUGCAUUUAAAAAUAUACCUUUCAGAGGGAAUUCGUGAAUAUUAAUAUUGUUAAUGAAAUACAUACAUGUAACGAAGUGCAAUUAGUUGAAACGACUCAAUAGCGCCAAUCUAAUUAGAAAUUUUCCCAUUGCGGAAGCUAUAAAUAUUUCCCAAUUGGUUAUAACUUGGUACUUGAUUCAGCCAUUUGCCGUUGAUCGUGUCGCGUUUCGUUACUUUGGUAGUUCGCAGAGCAGAAAAAGAAUUGGCAAAGUUGAAAAAGUGUGUAAACGAAAAGAGCAGAUCUGAAAAAGUCGAAUUCUUGUAAAAGGUUCACCCAAACAACACAGCCAGUGCACAAACAACAUCGCCUGACACCAACUGGAUUUUUCUGAUUGAAUUUCUAUAUUCGGUCUGUUGGGUGUUUUCAGUCACUUUUCAGUUCUGUAGUUUAUUGAAUACAAGCACUAGAUAUUAGAAAUUUUACUACAACAUAAAUUUGGGACUAAAUUUUCUGCAAAAUAAUUUUUUGAUCGGUGAACCAAUACAAAAGUCUUAAAAAUUGAAAAGAGAUUAGUGUGUGAUAUAAUUAAAUAAAGCAAGCAAUAUUUUUGCUUUCCAAUCACAGUUACAAAUUUCACAAAUUACAAAGCCUAGCCACAUCCCGGUGAAACGAUAAUAAUCACAAUAAAAAAGCAUCCGUAGGUGACUAUAGUGCGCACGCGUGAUCCACUGCAUCAACAGGCGAAUAAAUAGCAAAGCAACACCAGUAGCUGCUACCGAGCAAAAAAGUCGCAAAAUGAAUAAAACUUGUGCGCGUUGUCAGAAAGUGGUGUAUCCCAUUGAAGAGCUGAAAUGUCUGGAUAAAACAUGGCACAAGACAUGCUUCAAGUGCACAGAAUGUGGCAUGGCAUUGAAUAUGAAAACAUACAAGGGCUUCAACAAAUUGCCAUACUGUGAAGCGCACAUUCCAAAGGCCAAAGCAACCGUUAUUGCGGACACACCCGAACUGAAGCGAAUUGCCGAAAAUACAAAAAUCCAAUCGAAUGUGAAAUAUCACGAAGACUUUGAAAAAUCAAAAGGCAAAUUUACACAGGUCGCCGACGAUCCCGAAACAUUACGAAUCAAGCAGAAUACAAAAAUCAUUUCGAACAUUGCUUACCAUGGCGAUUUGGAGAAGAAGGCGGCUAUGGAGAAGCAGCGCGAGGCAGCUGAGAUCGCCGAUGUGCGAGAGGAAACGGAGUAUUUCUCUGAAACAUUGGCUGCCGAACAGUUCUCACAAUAUGCUCCCACACCACCAACAGCAGCAGCUGCAGCGGCCGCAGCCGCGACACUACCACCGCCACCGAUCCAGCACCAGCCCCUCAAUACGGCGGCGAUCGUGCCGAGCACUCAGGCAACCGCGAUCACAGGCAACACACACGGCAGCAUUUACAACAACCAACAGCAACAACAACAGCAGCAGCAGGCGCUGCAGCAGCAACAACACAGCACACAGAGCCACAAUCAAAGACAGCAAACAUUGCAGGCACAACAGUUGCAGCUGCAGCAACAACAACAGCAAGCACAGCUGCUCAAGCAGCACACACAUCCACACUAUCAGGCACCGCCGGCACAACCACAACAUCAAAAUUAUCAAGCACAACAGCAAGCAUCACAACAACAACACUAUCAACACCAUCCACACCACCUACAACAUGCACAACAACAACAACAACACGAACAAUAUCAACAUUACCAACAGCCACAGGCGCUACGCCAACAAUAUCACCAGCAGCAACAGCAAUUGUUGCAACAACAGCAGCAACAACAACACCACCAACAGCAAAUGUUGCAACAGCAACAACCGAUUAAACAAUCAUCACAUUUGUAUUCAACAGCGGCAGCAAAUCAUGCGCAACAACAACAGCAGCAACAACAGCCGUCAAACACCUACAAUCAGCUGCGUUCAGCGAUUUUGCACAACUCCCAUCACCCAACUGGUGGCGCACAACCCGCGCACCUCAACGAGAAUGUGGCCAGCGCCGGCGGCGGCGGGGGCGGCUAUGGCAGCGGGACCAACAGCGCCACCUAUGACCAGUAUGACAACUACACGACCGCCGCCUCGGUCAACAGUAACAGCAACAGCAACAACAACCAUUUGAAUUACCAACAACAACAACAGCAGCAGCAGCCACAGAAGACCGCCUCGUAUCACAGCAACACGAACGCAGUUAGCGCUGCCAACGCCAACAAUGGUGCAAUCACCGGCACCGGUCACCCCACCGGUGGUCCGCAAGCGACCCAGCAACUCUACGCCAGCAACAACUACAACAGCCACUUCUCGUCGAGCACAUCGUUGGGCGGUGCACCGGGCGGUGCACCGGGCGGACUGGCGCAUCACAACAGCAACGGCGCCGUAAGCACCGGCGUGGCCAUUGGCGGCGGAAGCAACAGCAACCACAGCCAUCCAGGUGUGGGCAACAACAGUGGCCUGGUGAAUGUGAAUAACGGCAGUGCAACAGCCGGGGCGGUCAACAGUAUCGGAAAGAUUGCCGACUACGAUCCGUUGACCGAUGGGCCACGCCCCAUGCCCAACACCGGCCGACCCAGUACAACGCUCAUUUACAGCUCUGACAGCCGCGGUUCGGUGAACAACGCUUAUCCGAAGCGGAUCGGGUCCAUCGCUGAUAUUGAUCCCGCUAACGGCAUUUAUAGCUCCUUGGCCAGCGACUCUGCAUCGCAUCACCAACAACAGUCACAACAACAUCACCAGCAGCAGCAGCAACAACAACAGUUAUUGCAUCAACAACAGCAGCAGCAACAACGUGCGCUUCAGCAACAGCAACAACAACAACAACAGCAACAGUAUUAUCAACAAAUGAUGCAACAACAACAGCAAUCGAAGCCAAAUCUGCGUGUCUACCGCGCACUGUACGAUUAUGAGGCCCAGGACACCGACGAAGUGAGCUUCCGUGAGGGCGAUGUUAUCUUCGAAGUGGAAUCGGCCGAUUCCGGUUGGAUGACCGGACGCGUCGAGCGUACUGGCAAGACCGGAAUGCUGCCCGCCAACUAUGUGGAACAGGCCGUUAUAUAAUAGGGAAUGUUAUAUUAUUGUUGUUGUCAUCAUCAAUUUGUUGUAAUACUAAUUUGUAUCCUUUAUUUGGUAGUCGUAUUAAUAUUCUUCAUUAACAUAUUUAUAGCUGAUAGCAAUAAUGAUUAUGAUGCC